Molecule: messenger RNA, 2752 nt
Organism: Lymnaea stagnalis (great pond snail)
Lineage: Eukaryota; Metazoa; Mollusca; Gastropoda; Lymnaeidae
Source: the annotation of a GenBank genome assembly
AGUUACGUACCUUGGAACCUUCAUGAACCAGCACCUGGCCUUUUCCGUAACGAGGGCAUCCUUGACCUUAGACGCUUUAUUAAGACGGCAGCAGACCUUGACCUCUUCGUGAUUUUCCGUCCUGGUCCUUACAUCUGUUCAGAGUGGGACUUUGGAGGACUUCCGUCCUGGUUACUAGCAGACCCCGAAAUGAAAGUCAGGUCCAACUAUCUUGGAUAUCAGGAAGCAGUGAAGAGGUGGAUGAACGAAUUGAGUCAUUUAAACAAAAAAAAAACAAAUCUAUUAGAUUUAACAUGAAAUACGUAUUUUUUAUAACUUGAUACUUUAUAGUAGAUUCGCGGAUUAAAGGACACGUCUGUUUAUUGUUUAAUAAUCAUCAAAACUUUUCAAGAAAUUACAUGAUUUAUUUUAUCAAAGAUUUAGUAAUGAUUGGGUAACAGUGGGAUGAAUUGAUUAACUAAUGAUUGGAUUAAAUUGGGAUAGAUGGAUCAAAUAAUAAUUGGAUUACAGUGGGGCUCAUUGAUUAAGUAAUGAUUGGAUUACAGUGGGAUUCAUCGAUUAACUAAUGAUAGGGUUACAGUGGGAUUAAUGGAGUGAUCGGAUCUUAAUCUUAAUAGAACGCCACUAUGUGUCUAAGGGUUGUUUCACUUUGAAGUACACCCCAAACCUGACACCCCGGAUAUAAUCAAGGAGCCAGUUUGUUGGGAAAAUGUGUCAAUUUACCCCCACCCCAACCCCCACCCCCACCAUCCCAACACGAAAUUAAUAUAAAUGUAUCUCUAAACAGCGAAAUAUCAAUAACAAGGACAAGAGCAAAACAACUUUGUUCCCAUGCGUUCCUGUAGGACUCGUGCCCUGGAUAGACUCCUAAGUUAUAACCCCCCUCACAAAGGGGAGAGUUCUUCCAGUGUUAUGAAAUAAAAAAAAAGAAAAAUUACACAUUUAUUUGAUUAUUCUUGUUUGUGCUAUAUUUAAAUGGCAUAGGGAAACCCUAACCCCUAACCCUUAACCCAUUCAAAGAACAACAAAAACAACAACCAGAGACCUUGUUUGACCUUGAAGAAACAGCUUUCAGGAUGCACUCCUCACCUGACGGUGGGGGCGCGGGGCGGGAGGCGACUUACCCCGUAAUAUGACCUGGAAUUUUGUCUGCUUUUAGUGGGGGAAUUCUUCUCCGUGGCUUCAUGGGUGAAUAGGUGGUUGCUUGUUACCGUGCGUCUGUUGGGGCCGAUUGGCAGAUAUAUAAUAACAUCUUAAAUAUAAAUCUCCCAUGUUAUAGUUGUAUAUUUGUGCUCUUGACCCGCUGCAUUCCAGGUACUUUGAUUGGCUGAUACCACAAGUCGCAGACCUCCAGUACACCCACGGCGGGCCCGUUGUUGCCGUCCAGGUUGAAAAUGAGUUUGGCUCCUUCAGUGACGACCCGGGACACUUGGAGUUUCUUCGUGAACUGCUACUAAACAAAGGAAUCAAAGAGCUGCUGGUCACUUCAGAUAACGAGUCGGCCAUCAGGACUGCCCCAGUCCUGGAUGGGGUCUUGCCCACGGCCAAUGGUCAGACGGUCGAAGAGAUAAAAGCAGGAUUUCAGAUCAUUCGAUCCAUUAAUGACCAGUAUCCCCUCAUGGUCAUGGAGUUUUGGACGGGGUGGUUUGACCACUGGGGCUACCCACAUGAGACACGAUCUGUGGACAUUCUUGAAAAAACUCUGAACUACGCAUUGGAAGAGAGCUCAAAUGUUAACUUCUACAUGUUUCACGGGGGAACGAACUUUGGAUUCAUGGCAGGGGCCUUAAAUUUAUCCAGUUUCAAGGCUGACGUCACAAGCUAUGAUUAUGACGCCCCUUUGGCAGAAGACGGUGGUGUCACUGAGAAAUUUCUCAAAAUUCAGAAGAUGAUUGGUGAAGUGACCAAGACAAAGAACUCAGGAACUCUUGAAGUUCCAACAGUAAUGGCGGAUACAAACAGAGCUGCGGUCCCACUGAAGGUUCCCUUAGAUAAAGUUUUACCGUGGUCUGAAAUUAUCAAGACUAUCAGAAAGAAAUCUAAGUCCAAGGAUCCUCAGUUUAUGGAGAGCUACGCAUUUGAAAAUGGAUGGGUACAGUCCUUUGGCUACAUCGUCUACAGAAAGGAGAUAGAACAAUUAGGCAAAGGUCGUUUGGAUGUUACUGGCAGGAUCAAAGACAGAGCAAGUAUCUUGAUGAAUGGUAAAACCCGAGGAGUCCUGACCUGGGAAUCGGAAUCUGCCGUUUUAGAUUUAUUACAAGACGAAGGCGGGAUUCUUGAUAUCGUUGUUGAGAACCUUGGGCGUGUCAACUACACAACUAAAGACAAACAGGACGUGUUGAACACACAGAGAAAAGGCUUUGAUGGAGAGGUCAGACUUGACGAUGGCGUGCUGCAGGACUGGGAAAUCUUUGCCCUGGACUUCCCCGAGGGGUUUGUUGAUGACGCGUUGCAGUCACCAGGCUGGCAGGAUGCGACUGGAUCCGAAAGGCCCGCUGGUCCGGCGUUGUUCAGAGGUUCUGUUCAGUUGUCAGGGAAACCCGGGGACUACUUCGUGCGCCUGGACCGCUGGUUUAAAGGAGUGGUCAUCGUCAAUGGGUUCAACUUGGGGCGCUACUGGGAUCAAGGUCCGCAGCGAACGCUCUAUCUUCCAGGUCCCUUGUUGAGAGAAGGCGCCAACAGUAUACUAGUGUUUGAGGAGAACACGUCUUCAGGGGAGAUUACUCUCGACAUUAAACCCUGCUUAGGGUAG